AUGGCUCCUCCAAAGUCUGGCUCGAAGCCUCAAACCGAACAGGCGGAACAUAUUUUGCAGGCUAUCGUCCUUAGUGAUUCUUACAACAACCGAUUUCGACCAUUGACCCUCGAGAAGCCUCGGUGUCUUCUUCCUCUAGCGAACACGCCUCUGAUCGAGUACACAUUCGAGUUUCUUGCUUUGGCUGGUGUCCAUGAGGUCUACGUUUUCCUCAGCUCCCAUGCGCAACAGGUCAAGGAUUAUAUCAAGAACUCGAAAUGGGCGUUAUCGUCUUCUCCUUUCACUGUUCAUACCAUUGUGAGCCCGGAGUCUAUGUCCGUUGGUGACGCUCUUCGAGAACUCGAUGCGAAGCAGUUGAUCACGUCGGACUUCGUGUUGGUCAGUGGUGAUGUCGUCACUAACAUCCCCUUGGACGAUAUUCUGAAAGAACACCGUGCGCGGAGGGAGGCGGAUAAGGAUGCUAUCAUGACGAUGGUUGUUAGAGAAGCUAGCCCGACGCACCGAACGAGGGCAAGAGCGGAGAGUUCGGUUUUCGUGUUGGAUUCGAAUACGCAUGAGUGUGUACACUGGGAACCCGUUCAGCAGUUUCCCCGGAAAACUAAUGUUGCGAUGAACGUGGAGAUCUUUGCGGAUCACCCCGAGGUUGAGCUGCGCAAUGACUUGAUCGACUGUCAGAUUGACAUCUGCUCUCCCGAUGUUCCUCUUCUCUUCACCGAAAACUUCGAUUACCAGGAGAUGCGUCAAGACUUCGUACACGGAAUUCUGACCUCCGACCUCCUCGGAAAGAAGAUCCACUGCCACGUUGCGGAGAAGGAUUAUUCUGCCCGUGUUCGCAACCUCCAGACGUACGAUGCAAUUAGCAAGGAUACGCUGUCAAGAUGGACAUAUCCCAUGGUUCCCGACAGCAACCUCAUGAGCGACCAGACCUACCAGUACAGCCGUGGCCAUAUCUACAAGGAAGCUGACGUCGUGCUGGCACGAUCGUGUAAGAUCAAGGAAAGGGUGGUGAUUGGCGCUGAUACGCGAAUUGGACAUGGAGCGGUGAUUGAGAGUAGUACAAUUGGACGGAGGUGUACGAUUGGAGACAAUGUGAAGAUCGACGGAGCCUACAUUUGGGACGAUGUGACGAUUGGAAAGGGAACAGUGGUGGAAAAGGCGAUUAUCGCGAAUGGAGCUAUUUUGGGUGAGAACUGUAAGGUGGAGGCAGGCGCUAUUAUUUCCUAUGGUGUUCGUGUUGCGGAUGGCGUUACUGUCGCCGGUGCAACUCGACUGACCAGGUACAUCGAUGAGGAGGACGAGGACGAGGAGAUCAGUAGCGACCCUCGGGUAGUAGGUACUGAUGGAGAGGGCUAUGCAUACGAGGAGGCAGAGUCGGACAUCGAAGACGAGGAUGAGGCUGGAAAUGUUGAAGCAUCGAGGCUGGUAUACAACAUGCAGCAUCUCAACCUGUCGGAUACGUCUGUGUCGUCAAUUGCUUCGUCGGAAGAUGAUUACACGCCAGGACCGGGACAGCGACGUCUCUCUACGGCAACAACCAUGUCUGCAACAUCGGAUGCCUCUGAGGAGCACGCGGAUUACUACAAGGAGGCGCAGGCUUCCCUGGAUCGUGCAUUCGAGGACGAUCAUCCCGUCGAUAUUGCCGCCCUCGAGAUCAAUACUCUUAGGAUGGCCGCCAAUGUUUCCUACCACGAAGUACGAGCGUCUAUCAUCAAUGCAUUUUUAGGUCUCAUCUUGAAAAAGGUGCAGGCUGGCGUUGUGGUACAAAAGGCUGUUCAGGACGUAAUUGGUCGAUGGGCGUCUCUUCUCGGCCGUAUGACAUCUGGCCAGGCAGAUCAGGUGGAUGUAAUUUUGAGCUUGCAAAGCAUGUGUGCCAAGAAGCCUGAUUUCGCUAGGUUCUGGACAUUUGCUUUGAGAUAUCUCUACGACGAGGACGUUUUGGAUGAGGAUGGUAUCCUUGCUUGGUUUGCCAACCCGCAGAGCAAGGGAUCCGAGGCAAUUCCUGAGAUGGGCAAGCUGAGAGAAGCAGCGGUGAGAUUCGUGCAAUACUUGGUGGAGGCCAGUGAGGAAGAAGACAGCAGUGAUGAUGAGUAG
Molecule: messenger RNA, 2091 nt
Organism: Saitoella complicata NRRL Y-17804
Lineage: Eukaryota; Fungi; Ascomycota; Saitoellomycetes; Saitoellales; Saitoellaceae
Product: putative translation initiation factor eIF-2B subunit epsilon
Exons: 2
Coding region: 1-2091 (696 amino acids)
Biological process (GO): biosynthetic process
Cellular component (GO): eukaryotic translation initiation factor 2B complex
Molecular function (GO): translation initiation factor binding; translation initiation factor activity; guanyl-nucleotide exchange factor activity
Source: RefSeq, a predicted model, not a curated record